CUACAUGACCCUCAGGUUCCGAAAUCAGGAAUUGACAGGAUGACAGGCAGGAAUCUGGCCGUAGGACUGAUCUUCUUAUCACAGACUACAUUUGGACUUCUGGGUAAUUCUUCUGUCUUCUACAAUUACAUACUGCUUUACUUCACAAGGUACAAGCUGAAUUCCACUGACUGGAUUCUGAACUAUUUGGUUUUAGCCAACUUCUUAACUCUUCUGUGUAAAGGAGUGCCGCAGACCAUGGCAGCUUUUGGGCUGAACACUUUCAUAACUGAUUUUGGAUGCAAGCUCCUCUUCUACCUUCACAAAAUAGGCAGGGGUACAUGUAUUUGCAGCAGCAGCUUCAUGAGUGUCUUCCAGGCCAUCACCAUCAGCUGCAGGGACUCCAGAGGGGCAGAGUUUAAAAACCGAACAUUCAAGCACAAUGGCCUCUUCCUAUGCUUUUGUUGCAUUCUGAACAUCCUCAUGAGUAUAUAUAAUCUCCUCUACAUGACUCAAAAUUUGGGAUAUAGAAACAUGACAAGCAUUCAAAACUUUGGCUACUGCCCUCUUUAUCUUGACAAAACCGGCCAAAUGCUGCAUGCUGUGUUCCUGCCCCUCCCUGAUGCUGUGUGGGUGGGCCUCAUGGUAUGGGCCAGCAUAUUCACUGUUCUCAACUUGUACAGGCACAAGCAAAGAGUGCAACGUAUGCCAAGGACCAAAAAUUCCCCAAAAUCUUCCAUUGAGUCAAAGGCUAUUAAAACCAUCCUUCUUCAGUCAAGUACAUUUGUUUUCUUUUAUAUAAUUGCCUGUCUUAUUCAACUGGUUCUGGUGUUCUUUCAUAAUCCUAGUUGGUUUCUGGUAAACACAUCUAUAGUCAUCUCUGGGUGUUUCCCCACUGUGAGUCCCUUUCUUCUCAUGACCCACUAUUCCAUAGCAUCUAGUAAGUGUGUUCCCAGGAAGAGAAAUUUAUGA
Cricetulus griseus (Chinese hamster) is the source of this 951-nucleotide messenger RNA. NCBI's taxonomy places the organism in Eukaryota, Metazoa, Chordata, Mammalia, Rodentia, Cricetidae. The record is from RefSeq and is a predicted model, not a curated record.